AUGCAAGCCGAUUUGUCAACUGUAGAGGCGAUUUUCGCUCAAAAACUUGCAUGUGGCGAGCCUGUCACACGUCAGCGUGCUUUCCGUGCUUUACAAGAUUGGAUCAAGGAACAAUCAGCAGCUCGACCUUUUAAUGAGGCGGAUAUGCUGCGAUUAUGUAAGGGUCUUCAUUAUGUGCUGUGGAUGCAAGACAAAAUGCUAUUACAGGAAGAAUUGGCCGAUAGAAUUAGUCAGCUGCAGCUCGUUUUCACCAGAGAAGAAGAACGUGUACUAUUUGUUGAGUCUACCUUCAAAAAUUUGGCAAAAGAAUGGUAUCACAUAGACCGAUGGCGCAUGGACAAGUUCCUUAUGAUGAUGCGCCGGCUUCUUCGAGUCUUGUUCGUUCAUCUGAGCUCAUUGAAAUGGAAGAAAUCUGUGCGAGAGCCUUAUUGGGAAGCUUUUCGUCGAACAACAAUCUCAACAGAUAAAUCUUUUCCCGACGGCUUGAAGUUCCACUUUGCCGCCAUUAUUCUUGAUGAAAUGGACAAUGCGGGUGGUACCACCGAAAAACAAAUAACGGCCUGCCUAAAACCGUUCGCAGAACUUUUGGGAAUCCGGGGAAUCAGCGAUUACCUGUUCGACUCAGUUUUGGAGGAAAUUUUCGCCACCAUAUUGCAUCAGAAAUCAGAAGAGAUUGCAUCGAAAAUGGAAGCUGAUGGAGAUAAAGAUUUCGAUUAUGUUGCCUUGGGUAAAAUGCUGUUCGACAUAGGUAAACAGCCUGAAACUGUAUCCAAACGACGAAGGAAGUUAUAUGAUCUUGUUAGGAGAUUUGAUUUGGCAGCGAAGGGAUGUGAUCCAUACCAUUUUGAGCCGCCGAAACCAGAAAUAGUGAGUUUCUCCUCUGAUUCUAAGAAACCACGAUUAAAUGGUGAAGAUUCGCAGAACAGAGAAGGAUCUCCAGCAUCAAAAGUCAUGAAAUCUAAGAAAUUAUUGAAGAAGAAAAAGAAAACUGAAAGAAUUGGUCUUAAAACUAAAAAUAGAACUAAGUUUGGCUCAAAACGGAAGCCUGGUAAAAUCCAUUAG
Haemonchus placei is the source of this 1062-nucleotide messenger RNA. The record is from the annotation of a GenBank genome assembly. NCBI's taxonomy places the organism in Eukaryota, Metazoa, Nematoda, Chromadorea, Rhabditida, Trichostrongylidae.